Molecule: messenger RNA, 1128 nt
Organism: Hirsutella rhossiliensis
Lineage: Eukaryota; Fungi; Ascomycota; Sordariomycetes; Hypocreales; Ophiocordycipitaceae
Product: OTU-like cysteine protease domain-containing protein
Exons: 3
Coding region: 1-1128 (375 amino acids)
Biological process (GO): protein deubiquitination; endoplasmic reticulum unfolded protein response
Cellular component (GO): nucleus; cytosol
Molecular function (GO): cysteine-type deubiquitinase activity
Source: RefSeq, a predicted model, not a curated record
AUGAGAGCGCGCUUCAGGGGCCCGUCAGGCACUGGACUCCUCGAUGUCGCCGACGAUGCCACAGUUGAGGUCGUAUUCGAUGAGAUCAGGGCCAAAGCCGGCAUCGACCGUUUUACCAUCAAAUAUGGCCCUCCGAUGGCUAUGAAGACGCUCAACCGCAGUCACAAUGACCAGCUUGCCAGGUCUCUGGGUCUCAACGGGGAGACACUGACCAUCGUCCCAGACGAGCCAAGGGGCUUAUCCUCGACACGUUCAACACCCGGUGGAACAGGGGCGAUCUCCCAAGGCGAUGCUCAAACCCUGCGUAGACCGCGUCCCGAUGAGAUUCCAGACGACAUCACUAUGCCUUGGCCAGAGCGCGAUGGCACUUUGGGCAACCAAGUGCUCCGUGUCAUGCCCAGCGACAAUAGCUGCCUUUUUACUGCGUUCGGUGGGGCCUUGCCGGAGCAGAUUGUAGCCCAAAAGCUGCGUCACAUGAUGGCAGACUAUAUCAUGCAACAUCCCGAAGUCUACACCGAAGCAGUCCUGGGAUGCUCGCCUGAAUCGUACUGUCAAGGCAUUCAAGACCCGGGGCACUGGGGCGGUGGCAUUGAACUGAGUAUUCUCUCUGCCGUUUUCGAUCUUCAAAUCUGCACCUACGACGUCCAGACGCAAAGGUUGAUCACGUUUGGUGAAUUGAAGCAGCAUCGCUGUAUUCUGGUCUACUCAGGGAUCCAUUAUGACCGGGUUGCCUUUUCCUACUCGGAGUUCCCACACAACGUUGCCACGCUGCCGCCGGAAGUGGAUCGCACCGUUUGGUCCACGAGCGAUGCCGAUGUUCUUCUCAAGGCGCAGCAACUUGUGCAAAAGCUGCAUGUAGCGCAUUACUACACCGACACCAACGGUCUCAUCCUCAAAUGCGACGUUGCUGGUUGUGACUGGAUAGGAAAUGGGCAGCUGGAGGGAAGAAAGCACGCAGAACUGACUGGCCAUAUCGAGUUGAGUGAGAUUACCGAGCCUGAUGGGGACAAUAAACUUCGGAGGUGUGAGGCAUCAGGUUGUGACUUCAUGGGCCUGGAGGACUGGGCGAUUCAGCAGCACCGCGAUAGCACCGGCCACGAGCGGUACUCGGACAUUGCAGACUGCUAG